AUGCAGGCCGAUUUCAGUCGCGCAGACCGUGUCGCAGGGCAGCUCCGACGUGAGAUUGCCCAGCUGAUCUGGGCUGAGAUCAAUGAUCCGCGGCUCGGGCCGGUGAGCGUCACCGAUGUUGAAGUGACCCGGGACUUGGCUCAUGCCAAGGUCUACCUGGCCAGCCAGGCACCAGAAACGGUUGCCGAGAGCCUCAAAGUAUUGAAGCAUGCGGCGGGGUUUCUACGGCGGCGAUUGGGCAAAAUGCUUCGUUUACGCGCAGUGCCAGAGCUCCACUUCAAGCACGAUGACUCAAUCGAACGCGGGGCGCACUUGAGUGAAUUGAUCAAUCAAGCCGUCGCUGAAGACUCGAGCCACCCUCACGACGAAGAAGAAUAA
Nerophis lumbriciformis (worm pipefish) is the source of this 378-nucleotide messenger RNA. NCBI's taxonomy places the organism in Eukaryota, Metazoa, Chordata, Actinopteri, Syngnathiformes, Syngnathidae. The record is from RefSeq and is a predicted model, not a curated record.